AUGGCGCAACGGGCUCUUCGAGCUGGGUUUGACCCGUUGACUGCAAUCAACCAGAUGAACGGCCUUACUCUGUGUUGUUUGAUGUUGGAGAGUGCGCCAAAUUUAUUGAUGCUUUCAAGCCAGACACCGCGUAUUUUGCGGUGGCACUACCAGCAGGCACUAGCCCAAACCGCGCACCAGGAGAUGCCAAGCCAUCAUGGAAAUGGAACACAGCACUCACAACCAACCCAGUACUCGGAAUUCGCAAUGAGUGUCGUCAAGUACUCAGCCAGGUCCACUGAUCGUGAAUUGGUCAUCUUCCGAAGAGCGGAUGACAACGGCAAUCUUGAGGUUGUUCCACCCAUUCCAUUCACAUCCGGAGGUACCGCUGAACACCCCCAGAUGACUGUUCUCUUAGCACUGUGGUAUCUCGGCAUGCAUGCUGCCCAGGAUGGACACGGUAAUUGGCACAUGUAA
This is a messenger RNA of Paracoccidioides brasiliensis Pb18, 456 nucleotides long. RefSeq lists its product as uncharacterized. The record is from RefSeq and is a predicted model, not a curated record. The coding region runs from base 1 to 456 and encodes 151 amino acids. The transcript is spliced from 2 exons.